Epithele typhae is the source of this 2148-nucleotide messenger RNA. Its product is annotated as DNA repair exonuclease. Gene Ontology annotation, cellular component: Mre11 complex; nucleus. Lineage: Eukaryota; Fungi; Basidiomycota; Agaricomycetes; Polyporales; Epitheliaceae. The record is from RefSeq and is a predicted model, not a curated record. Gene Ontology annotation, molecular function: manganese ion binding; 3'-5'-DNA exonuclease activity; DNA endonuclease activity. The transcript is spliced from 12 exons. Gene Ontology annotation, biological process: double-strand break repair via homologous recombination; mitotic intra-S DNA damage checkpoint signaling; telomere maintenance. Bases 1 to 2148 code for a protein of 715 amino acids.
AUGAGCGACCACUCGGCAGACGACAACGAGGGCAUUCCCCCGCCCACAAUCCGGCAACCUUCCCCGGAAGACACCAUAAAGAUCAUGCUGGCGACGGACAACCACAUCGGGUACAUGGAGCGUGACCCGAUCCGUGGCCAGGACUCCAUCAACGCGUUCAAGGAGGUCUUGCAGUUAGCGGUGAAGCAUGAAGUCGACCUCAUUCUUCUCGCUGGAGACCUCUUCCACGAAAACCGCCCGUCAAGGGAGUGCCUGUUUCAAGUCAUGGCUUUACUCCGAGAAUACACGCUCGGAGACCGGCCUAUCCAGGUCGAGCUUCUGAGCGACCCCGACGAAGGAAAGGCCGCGGGUUACUCUUUCCCAGCAGUUAAUUACGAGGACCCGAAUCUCAAUGUGUCAAUACCUCUCUUCUCCAUUCACGGCAAUCAUGACGACCCCCAAGGCUCGGGCCCCGAAGGCGCUCUCUGUGCUUUGGAUAUGCUCUCAGUCGCAGGACUGGUCAACUAUAUGGGGAAGAUCGACCUUCCCAUGAACGACUCUGAGGCUCAAAACAGUGGCAUAGCCAUCAAGCCCGUAUUACUUCGCAAGGGCGGCACUUAUCUCGGACUCUACGGUAUCGGCAACGUCAAGGACCAGCGCAUGCAUUUCGAGCUCCGCAGCAACCGCGUGCGGAUGUACAUGCCCAAGGACAAAGAGAACUGGUUCAAUAUCCUACUCUUGCACCAGAAUCGGGUCGCACACGGCCCACAGAACUCUGUACCAGAGGGCUUGUUUGACGACAACAUCGACCUCGUCGUCUGGGGGCACGAACACGAUUGCCGCAUCACCCCCGAACCAGUCGCUGGCAAGCGGUACUACAUCACUCAACCAGGUUCCUCCAUUGCGACGUCUCUGGCAGACGGAGAGGCGAUCGAAAAACAUGUUGCGCUACUGAAGAUCCAACACAAGGACUUUGAGCUCACGCCAAUCCCUCUGCGGAGCGUCCGUCCCUUCGUAAUCGACGACGUCGACCUCACUGAAGCCGCUGACACCGAGGGCUUCGAUAUCUUUGAUAAGAUUGCAGUCGGCGAGUACCUCAAGGGCCAGGUCAAUCUCCUCAUCGACCGCGCAAAUUCCGAGUGGGACUCGCGUAACGAGCGCGCCGUCGACGAGGGCGAGGCCCCCUUGCCCCGUCCGCUCCCCCUCAUACGCCUCAAGGUCGACACCACCGGUGUGGGCGAGAUGGCGAACCCCGUCCGUUUCGGGCAGGAGUUCCAAGGCCGGGUUGCGAACCCGCGCGAUGUGCUCACGUUCCACCGCGCGCGCCGGACCGCGGCGCGCGGCGGCGCGAAGGUCGUUGCGGACACUCCAGUGCUGAGUAUCGACGACCCGGACCUGAGCGUGUCGGAGAAGCUGUCGCGGGUGCGGGUCCAGACGCUCGUGAGGGAGUAUCUGGGCGCGCAGGAGUUGCAGUUGCUCGGCGAGGGUGGGAUGUCGGACGCGAUUGAGAAGUACGUGGACAAGGACGACAUCCACGCGAUCGAGGGCCAUGUCCAGCGGGCAAUGAAGUCUCUUAUGGGCGGGGUGCAGGCUGAAGAGGGCGACAUCGACGAAGAUAACCUGGACGAGAUCGUCGAGCGGGUACGCGAAGUACACGAUAAGCAAUACCUCGAGAAACGAGAACACAAGUCCGCAAAAGGCAAGGGAAAGGCGGAGGACGACGAGGACGACAAAGCCUCUGUGGACUCGAUGGUGAUGGACGUCGAUGCCGGCUCCGACUUUGACGCGCUCUCCGACCCGCCGCCCAAACCCAAAGGCAGAGCGAAAGCCGCGCCUAAGAAGGCCCCCGCGAAGAAGGCCCCCGCGAAGAAAGCUCCCGCCAGAGGGAAAGCCAAGGCCAAAUCUGUCACACCUUCAGACGACGACGUGGAAGAGAUCGAAGACGAAGACGAGCCUCCACCGCAGCCUGCGAAGAGGACGAAUCGUGCUGCGGUGCUCAGCCAGUCGACGAAGAAGGCACCGGCGAAGAAGACCGCCGCCAAAGCCGGGACCAGCAAGCCGACCCAGGCAACGCUCAACUUUGCGCCAUCUGGGCGGUCGACAGGGACGCGCGCGGCUGCCUCGAAGGCGAGGAAGAAGGUGGCGAUCGAACUCAGCGAUAGCGACUAG